Molecule: messenger RNA, 2141 nt
Organism: Capsicum annuum
Lineage: Eukaryota; Viridiplantae; Streptophyta; Magnoliopsida; Solanales; Solanaceae
Product: protein DA1-related 2-like
Exons: 13
Coding region: 252-1802 (516 amino acids)
Molecular function (GO): ubiquitin binding
Source: RefSeq, a predicted model, not a curated record
AAUGUAAGGUUGAGCAGGAUAUAGAGAGACAGAGAGGUUUGCUUUUCACCUUUCCAUCACAAAUCCUCCUCAGCAGAUUCCUCAACAUCUCUUUACUUCCAUUUGUUUCUCUCAACCCAAAGAAUAAUAAUCUCUUUUACUUAUCAUCUCACAUAUUCUAUGAUGCCAUUCUUCUUAUUCUCUUCCUCCUCUUCUUCUAUGCCUUCUUUCUCUUCCCCUCUUUCUCUUAACCCAUACUAUUCCUUCAUCCAAUGUAUAGCUCUCAGCCUUCACCACAUGAGAGGAGGAAAUCAAGGUUUAAGAAAUGGCUAAGUAAGCUUUUCAAGGCUGGGUCAGCCAACAACGGUGGACUAGGAGAAGGCAACAUGGUUAGGCCCCCUUUUAAGAAAAAUGAGAGGAAGUAUGCACGUGAUUUUCUUGAAGAGAUAGGGAUGAUAGAUUGUAGGCCUACCGAUACUCCCAUGGAUCCAAAUGAUGAUCACUAUUGGGCCGGUAGAGAAAAAGGGGAACUAGAUCAAUCAAUUGCAAGCUCUCUCGCCAAAGAUUCACAGAGACCAAAUGGACAGAAGAAACCGGGGACUGAAAAUGAUGAGGACCUAGCACGAUCGCUCCAUGAUAACCUAAACCCAUCCAAAGAACCUCCAUAUCCUCCUCCAUAUGCUCCUUCAUGUGCUCCUUGGGACUACAAUGCCAGAGGUUGUAGAAAAUGUGGUGGCUGCCAGAGGGAUAUCGGUUCCGGCAAUUAUUUGGGAUGCAUGGGAACUUUCUUCCAUCCAGAGUGCUUUCUAUGUCAUGCCUGUGGUUUUCCAAUUACAGAGUUUGAGUUUUCUUUGUCAGGGAACAAUUCAUAUCAUAAGUCAUGCUUCAAGGAACUGACACAUCCCAAAUGUGAAGUGUGCCGCCAAUUUAUCCCGACAAAUGGAGCUGGAUUGAUAGAGUAUAGAUGCCACCCGUUUUGGUCCCAGAAAUAUUGUCCUUCUCACGAGAAUGACGGCACUAAACGGUGUUGUAGUUGUGAACGUAUCGAGUCACAUAAUACAAGAUAUGUAUCACUUGGAGAUGGUCGGAGCUUAUGUCUAGAGUGCAUGGAAUCGGCCAUCUUGGACACUGGAGACUGCCAACAACUUUACCAUUCCAUUAGAGACUUUUAUGAAGGCAUGAAUAUGGCAAUAGAUCAGCAAAUUCCUAUGCUACUUGUUGAAAGACAAGCCCUUAAUGAAGCUAUUGAAGGGGAGAAACAUGGUUUCCAUCAUAUGCCUGAAACCAGAGGUCUAUGCAUAUCGGAAGAGCAGACAGUGACCGGUAUACUCAAGAGGCAAAGAAUGGCUGUUCGUGGACUAGUAGGAAUCAGAACACAGCCUCAGAAGCUCACUAGAAAAUGUGAAGUUACAGCUAUCCUUGUCAUAUAUGGGCUUCCUAGAUUACUUACUGGUGCUAUUCUUGCUCACGAACUGAUGCAUGCAUGGUUACGUCUAAAAGGGUUCCGUAAUCUUAACCCUGAGGUGGAAGAAGGAAUAUGCCAAGUGCUUUCACAGAUGUGGCUUGAAUCAGAAGUGAUACCUGGAUCCAGAAAUAUGCCAUCCACAUCCACUGUUUCAUCCUCUUCGACAUGGUCAUAUUCCAAGAAAGGUGGAAAGUCAGGAGUGGAGAAUAAGUUGGGUGAGUUUUUCUUGCAUCAGAUCGCCCACGAUGCUUCUCCAGCAUAUGGUGCAGGAUUUAGAGCUGCUAAUGCAGCCGUGAAUAAGUAUGGUUUGCGACGUACGUUGGAUCACAUUCGGUUGACAGGAAGUUUUCCUUUAUGAUGCGGUCAUGAUACCUCUCUGACGCUGUCCAUGAUCAUUGUUUCUGCUUUGUGACAAUUGAAGAUCAUUCAGUCCAUUCCCAUUUUGGAAUACUGAUAAGGAAAUCGGAGCAUCCUAGAGAUUAGAGAGUAACAUGUUUCGCCAUGAAAUAUUAACAAGAAAAUCUGUCUUGUAUAGGGCGAUCUGGUGCAUUUGAGCUAGAAAUAUGAAUGCUCCAGGAUCAUUUCCAACGUCUCGGACAAAUAUUUAUUGUGAAGGAAGUCCUACUUUAAGCUGUACCUGUUACACUUGUUCCUUUUGGAGUGCUUACUACAGAAGAGUGAACCAAGUUAAGUUGUG